GGGGAGGUCACAGGGGUGUCAGCAUGAGCCUGCCCCUGACCAUGUGCAGGAAACAUUCAGGGGCCGCUCCCCUGUGUACCGUUACGUGGUUAUCGGCCAGAAGGUCGACAACAAGGGGGUCAUGAUGCUGCGUUGCACUUUUUGCAACAAAGUAUUUCAAGGGAGUCAAUUCCAGGCGACGAGGCAUUUCACGCAGACGAACUACUGCAAGGACGUCAGCGACGAGGCUUUGUACGAGAUCGCGCGACGGAGUCAACAGAAGUUCGAGAGCGAUCAAAUGGAGAGGGUUGCCAAGUACGGGGCGGAGCGCGGAGUCGAUGUGCCUGGCACGGGUGGUGUGAGGGGAGGAGAGGUGGGGCGGCAGCCCGUGGAGGGAGCGUCAGGAGGGGUCGGGGGAAAUGGUGGAGGUGGAGACACGAAGGAGGGCGCGAUCGACGUCGAUCGCGAGGCGCGUGUCCCGGGCGAGCGGGGAGUCCCGGGACACGAGGAUGUGCCUGAGGUUUAUCCAGGCACUGGGGAGAGGAUGGAGGACUUUUUGAGGCGAGCAUCCAAGGGACCUGUAGGGAAGGGUUCUUCCAAGAGGAACGAAGGUGGAAUAGAUCCGGCUGCCGCACCAGCUGGGAAGAGGCAUCACCAGCAGAAGGUCACUGGUGUCUACGCGGAGAGGAACUGGGCAGUCCACGAGGGCAUUCAUACGAAGAAGCGCAACCAGUUGGCCUUUGAGAAGGUCGUUCAGCUGGUUGAGAUCACCGCGAAUGUGCGGUUGUCGGAGUAUCGGCGGGCUGGGUGCGGUUAUGUGCUGCCAUGGCAGCGGGACGAGGGCGUGCUAGACUGCCAGGCCGGACUGGAGUUGGAGCCAGUGCGCACGGGCACGCGCAGGGGGAUGACGCCGGAGGAGAUUGCCGUGCAAGAGGAGGGGGGACCGUCGGCAGCAGCAGUGGAGGGGGAGAUGGCAGUGGAGGGGGGAUUGGCGGGCACGACGAUUGCAGGUGUGGUGGACCAGAUAGCUGUAGCAGCAGCGGCUUCAUUGCUAGAGGAGAUGGCAGCUUCAGGGUUGGCGGAGGAGGCACCAGCGCCAGGGGGAGCAGAUGCAGUGGAGGGGCAGGCGGGAGCAGCUAAAGGAGCAGCGGGAGGAGCAGAUGGAGGAGCAGCUGGUGGAGCAGCUGCACUAGAUGGGCUUGUGGCUGCAGCAGCAGGAGAAGCGAGACGAGGGUCGGAUGCAGUGGGGGGGGGAAUGCCAGGAGCAGUGGAGGAGGAGAUAGGGGCACAGGCGGAGGCAGGACGGCGGCUAGACGAGGGUGUGGGUGACGCACGAUGUGUGGUCCGGGAGACAACGACGGGUCCAGUCGUUCUGUUCUCGGGCCUGCACUUGGAUCAGGGCCGACAGUCGCAGCCGGUGCUGGUGGCAGUGCAUGGUGUGCCGCCGGCCGUUAUCACGGAUUUGGGGUCUGAGCCGCUGGUUGCGCCACUGCGUCUUCCUAGUCACUUUGCUCCGCAGGAGGUCCGCCGUCCUUUGGAUGCAGACGAGUUGGUGAGAGAGGCUGUCCGCGAUGUGACUCGCUUGGACCGGCGGGUCUUUGACCAGAGGCUAGAGCAUCCACCAUGGCAGGCGAUCCCUCCAGUUCCAUGGGGUCCUGCAUCGCCGGUGUGGUCUGGGUCUACCUCCACCGGAGCACGUACGGCAGGAGAUGUUCCAGGGGUUUCAGGUGGCGUCGUGGAGACGGCGCCACGUACACGAGACAUGCCACCCCCUCCUCCUAGACCACCUGUAGGUGAUCCGUCAUCGUCGCCCACAGGCAGAGGCUCUCGAUCUCCACACACGCCUGGGAGGUCUAGGAUUCGGGACACUACAGCUGUUGUGGGGGACGUGAGUGACACAGCGUUGUUCGGGAGGACAGACAUAGAUUUGGAUUCCACCCGCCCUGUCACGGAGCACACUGCACGUCUACAGCCGGGUUUGGGACCCCACGACGGCAGGAUGACUGCAGCGAGGGAGGUGGCAGCAUCAGGUUGUGAGCCUCAGCGAGGUCGCGACAGAGGAGUGUCCGCCGAUAGCUUGGAGUACGCUCUGAUGGCAGCGACGCGUGCCGUACAUGAGCAGACUCCACGCAAGCGCGGAGUGCCUCCUCGUCCACGUCCCGUGCCCACAGAGGGAGAAGAUGCACUUGGAGAGACUUCGGGGGCAGAGGGGUUGGGGAUGCCUCGUGGAUCGCGCCGUGCGCAGACGGUUACAAAGGCUAGUGCGAGGGUUGCUGUGUUGAGGAAGGCACGAGCCCCUAUCACCAUCGAGGAGGAUGAUCCUGAGACAGAUGUGGGAGUGCGGGAGGAGGACGAGGACUAUGAGGGCGAGGAGGAGGGAGAGGAGGAGAGCGAGAGAGGUUCCGACGGUGACGACAACCACGACGAGCACGAGCCCCCACCUCCUCCACCGAAAGGUGCAGCCAGACGGCGCGCUGCACAGACUUCUUCAUCAUCACGGGGGAGGAGGAGUUCGACAUCCGGCACGCGAGGGGGUACGAGGAGACAGAGCGGAAAGGGGAAGAAGCGUCGUUGACUGAUGAGGCCAACACUCAUUUUUUUCCCUGCUCGCACUGAGUGUACCACUGCCUUAGCAGUAACUUGUAGGAUACAUUGCAUAUGUUGCAUUUUUCAUUUAUGUUUUUUGUGAGAGGUACUUUGCGUCGUUGAGGACUUUUCAUGCACAGUACAUUUUCCAUGUACAGUUUCAGUUUCGAUUGAUGCUGGUCGUGGUUGGCGUGCGCGAGCUUUCGUGACCAUUUUCAUCUGGUGUGAUUUUAUAUAUUUCAUUGUUGUUAUCAUUUGCAAUCUCAUUUCCUGCGUUUGACGCCGUUUGUUUCUUGUACAAUUCUACUUUAGUUUUUUGCCUGAAGAGUUGUUUGUGUGCUUGUUCUUUCUUUUUUUCUUUUCUGUGYUGAUUGUUGAAUCAAAUUAUCAUUGUAUG
Chara braunii is the source of this 2962-nucleotide messenger RNA. The record is from the annotation of a GenBank genome assembly. Lineage: Eukaryota; Viridiplantae; Streptophyta; Charophyceae; Charales; Characeae.